Molecule: messenger RNA, 1482 nt
Organism: Pelmatolapia mariae (spotted tilapia)
Lineage: Eukaryota; Metazoa; Chordata; Actinopteri; Cichliformes; Cichlidae
Product: zona pellucida-like domain-containing protein 1
Exons: 12
Coding region: 1-1482 (493 amino acids)
Cellular component (GO): cell surface
Source: RefSeq, a predicted model, not a curated record
AUGGACAAGAUCAAAGAGCUGUCAACAAACAUCAGGGAGAAGAUUGUAGACCUGCACAUGACUGGAAUGAGCUGCAACACCAUCAGCAAGAAGGUUGGGCAGCUUCACCACAUCGACAGGCCAGUGGACGAAUCCAUGUACCAUAAAAUCUUGGAUGAGAACCUCCUUCCCUCAGCCAGAACACCAAAGGUGUUCAUGGAUGUCUCCAGCCAUCAGUCCAGUAGAAAAUCUGUGGAGGAAGCUGACAAGCAUGAUUCAGAGAGUUUCUGUGAAGAGGAGUUUGCCAAAAUCCUCCCUGAGAUCUGUGCAAACCUGGUAACCAACUACAAGAAAUGUCUUCUGUGCUGGACAUGCAGGUCCUCACUGAAAACAAUGAAGCUGCUCAUUCUUCUGUUCCAGCUUGGUCUAGUUUUGAGGGCUGAUGCUCAGAUACCAGACGCUUGUAUUUUAAGUUCUACAAACAGAGCUCCAGAGAAGUCAGAUGUAUCUGUGACCUGCGGGCCUGAGCACAUAGACCUGAGCAUCUACCUUUGCCCGAUGUACAAUGCUUUUUACAACGAGUCCCUGGUCGUCCUCAAUAAUCAGACAAAUAAUCCUAAAUGUUAUGGGACUGCUGACUUCACUGUUGACCCACCAAGAUUAAGAUUCAGCUUUCCAAUAAAUCAAAAUUCUCUCUCUUUCUGCAGUAAUAAUAUUGAGAUAAGCAGUCAUAUUGGGAGUGGACAGUUUUCGGACUUCUCAUAUGUCCAGUACGUCACCGUCUUUGGCACUGUUACUUCUAUAGACCCCGCUGCGGGCAUGAUCACCUACAGGCCCCAGAUCCGCUACAAUUUCUCCUGCACAUACCGGAUGAACUAUCUGUUCAACAACACCGAACUGAGUGUAUCUGGUGGGACUUCAAGUAUAAAAUCCAACGAUGGUAGAUUAUUCAACAUGCUGAGUAUGCAGCUCUACAAAGACAAACAGUACCAAGAGAUCUUAACUAUCCCAGAAACAGGACUUGAAGUGAAGACAAAGAUUUAUGUUGAAGUGAAAGCCAUCAAUCUAAAAAACAGGUUCAAUGUGCUGCUGGAAAGAUGCUUUGCAACAACAAGCCCAAAUCCAAUGCAAAGCGGCCAUUAUGGCCUGUUUGUGUGGUAUACACGGGAUGCACAAACUAUGGUGGAGACCAAUGGGGUGUCGCAAAAGGCGCUCUUCUCCUUUGAAGCCUUCAGAUUGGUGGACAAUGAGUAUGAGACAGUUUCCACUUUCUAUUUGCACUGUGUCACCAGACUCUGUGAGGUGUCUAAAUGUCGCUCGUUACUGUCUAAAUUUGGAUCUUCUGAGAGACUGUGCAAGAAAAAGGCCAACAAAUACGUGUCAGAGAGCACUAUAGUAACUUCACCUGCCAUCCACGUGAGAAGCCAGAGGAGGAAAGCUGUGACGCUUGUGUUGAGUAACAUAGAUAGUGUUAGAGAGUCACUGAUGAUGACUCAGUCCUAA